AUGACCCACUUGAAGUUCGGCGAGGCCGUGAGGCAGCUCAAAUUCGAAAAUCUCGCCGCGAGCUUGGCGCCCCUCAACUUGGCCGAGUUGUCUGCUGAGCACUUGGACAACAUAGAUUCCCAGGUGGUCACGUACAAUCCACAGACGGAAAAAGUGCUUCGUGAUCUCGGCUCCUUCAAGAAGAACCAGAACCACGAGCUUUUUGCCAGGCCCGUGUCCAUGGUGUCGCAGAACACCUCCCGUAUCCACGCGGACUUCAUUGAGAAGUUGAGCGGCCCGUCGUCUCAAAACAGACUCUGUCUUUUGGGCGAGAAAGGCGUUGGAAAAUCGACCUUGAUCUCACAAACCCAGGCGCUCUUGCUCUCCAACAGCAAGCAGGACGUGGUGUUGUUGCACGUGGACUUUUCCGAGAGAAUGGUCGACGGGUCCAGUGACUACAUCUUCAAUCCUGUUUUGGGGAAGUUCCACCAGCCCAUGUUCACCAAGAGGUGGAUCAAGAAAGUCCGCGCUGCCAACGAGGCCGUUUUCAAGAAGAUGCCCUUGACCGAGGACGUGUCGUUCGUCACCAAAAAACAGCAGUACCUGUUGAAGAAGGGCGAACACACGCUCUACGACUACGUCGCGCUCAACAACGAGUUUGGCUUUUUCGGGCCCAGCAACGCGUUGCAGUUUUUCAUCAAGCAGUUGAAGGCUCACUCCAAGACCGUUCCUGUGGUGUUCUCGAUGGACAACUUCAACUCGUUGAUCGGCAAACCUCACACCGAGUAUUUCCACAAGGACAUGAAACCCAUCACGCUUGGGGAAUUCGAGUUUGGCGACUUCGUCACGCAGUUGGUCAGCGGCGGCUUCUCCUUCGACAAGGGCGGGCUUCUUCUUUCCGAAAGCAAGGACUCCGGAGAGUGCCGGACCUUGCGUGUCGGCUUGGGGUUGGAGAAGCCCAACCCUUACGACGAGCCGCUGCAGUGCUACUUGGAAUUUGCCGAGCAGAUGACGAAGAACGGCGGCGUCAAGCCCUUCUACGUGGAGAACAUGACCAAGCCGCAGGCCAGAGAAAUGUUGCUGUUUUUGGACAAGGCGGGCGUGCUCCAAAUCAGAGAAUAUCCUACCAAGGAGCUGUACAAGAGUCUUGAGGAAAGUGGGGCCAUUCCGGGCAAGACCAUCAACGUGGGCGAGUACGUGAGAUGCGAGGACCCGGAGACUCAGUUCGAGAGGAUCUUGCAGUCGUCGUUCUUCGCUUCCGCAGGCAACCCAGGUAGGUUUUUGAAGAUCAACAGCUUGCUAUUCUAA
This is a messenger RNA of Metschnikowia bicuspidata var. bicuspidata NRRL YB-4993, 1287 nucleotides long. Its product is annotated as mitochondrial 37S ribosomal protein mS29. The record is from RefSeq and is a predicted model, not a curated record. Gene Ontology annotation, molecular function: structural constituent of ribosome. Gene Ontology annotation, biological process: mitochondrial translation. Lineage: Eukaryota; Fungi; Ascomycota; Pichiomycetes; Serinales; Metschnikowiaceae. The coding region runs from base 1 to 1287 and encodes 428 amino acids. The transcript has a single exon. Gene Ontology annotation, cellular component: mitochondrial small ribosomal subunit.